GAUCAAUCCAAAACCCCGCUUUGUCUACACCAAAUAACACACUAUACUUCUUCUUCUUCUUCCUCCUCCCAAGUUCAGUGACAUAGCGUGUUUAAUAUCCCCAAUUUUGAUUGCUAGUUAAUUUAUAUGAGCAAAGAAUUUGUUUUGCUGACAGUUAGAAUAUACCCAGAUGGCUAGGCAAGUUAAAGACACAAUUUUUCUAGAAGAAUUGCUGAGAAACAACUGUAAAACAACCACCACCACGGCGGCCACCACCGCGAGCGGUUCUUUAACGUCAUCAUCGUCUGCCCGAGCUAUCAUUCACGCGUGGUCGGAGCUUAGAGAUUCUCUUAUUCAUCACUCGUUUCAAUCUAAUCAUUUACAAGCAUUGAAGAUUUUGCUUCAGUAUCAGACAUCUCUUCAUGUUGCGGACCCACAAGCAAAGCUGCUGAUUUCAAUUUUGUCAGCUCAAAGUACGUUGCUUCCACUUGAAUCAUAUCCUUUGUUAGUUAGGUUACUUUAUAUCUGGGUUCGGAAAUCGUUCCGGCCCUCUCCGGUGCUUGUUGAUUCAGCGGUCGAGGUUCUGUCUAAGGUUUUGAAUAGUAAUGUACAUGUUAAGGAAAGCCCUGAGCUUUUUGCCGGAGCAAUUCUUGUUCUGGGCGCGUUUUCGUUUGUGGCGGCUGCAACGGAAGCCUCUAGGACAGUUUGUUUGGAGUUGCUUUGUAGUAUGUUGGAUGAGCAUUAUAGAUUGGUUAGCUCUGUUGAUGGACUGAUUCCUGAGGUACUUGCUGGCAUUGGUUAUUCAUUGUGCGGUUCUGUUAAUGAUUAUUGUGUUAGAAUUUGGGAUGUGGUGUUGGGAAUUUGGGGGAAGGAGGAUGGACCAGAGUGUAGUGUUUCUCAUGGGCUUAUGAUUUUCCAUUUGGUUGAUUGGAUUGUGUUUGGGUACAUCAAAUCGCACUCCGAUGAGAAACUACUAAUGUUUUCUCAAGAGAUUUUGAACACUCCAAUGUCUGGCCGUGUUCCUUUUGCUCUCAUCAUGACUGCAGCUGGUGCUCUCAGAGCUUUAAAUAGGUCGAUACCAGAUGGCCAUGGCGUACAGAUUAUGUCGAGAUUAAGGAUUUCUGCGGAAAACCUGAUAGAGCGGCUUGCGCAUGAUUUGAUUAUUGACGCUGGAGGUUUCUCUUGUGUAGAAAAUGAUACAAGAACAAGUGUUUUGCUACAAUGCGUUUCAUUAGCUUUGGGUCGAUGUGGGCCAGUGUCUUCCAGAGCUUCUCUAUUUAUUUCCAUUGCUUCAGGAUUGUUAAUUGAAAUAUUUCCUUUACGGCGUUUGUAUUCCGGGAUUUUUGAUUCAACAUAUGGCGUUCCUAAAAUGGUGAUUGACGAUGUUAAAGGACACCUGAAUAGUAUUGCUUUUAAAGAGGCAGGAGCCAUAAGUGGUGUUCUCUGCAAUCAAUAUGUGUCGAUAGAUGAAGAGAACAAGUCGAUAGUCGAAAAGAAGAUAUGGCAUUUCUGCCAAGAGCUCUAUUUGGGGCAUCGGCGUGUGGCUUUGUUACUUCGUGGUAAAGAAGAUGAGCUGCUUGGUGAUAUUGAGAAGAUUGCCGAGUCUGCUUUCCUUAUGGUUGUAGUUUUUGCAUUGGCUGUUACCAAGCACAGGCUAAAUUCGAAAUUUUCUAUUGAAGCUCAGAUGGAGACAUCUGUUUCGAUACUAGUUUCUUUUUCUUGUGUAGAGUAUUUCCGCCGCAUGCGCUUGCCUGAGUACAUGGAUACAAUUCGAGGUGUAGUGUUAAGUGUGCAGGAUAGUAAGGCUGCAAGUAUCUCUUUCACAGAAUCUAUGCCCUGUUAUGCUGAUUUGACGAAUCCUGAAGAAUUCAUGCAGAAAGUGGAAUACAUAUGGUUUAAGGAUGAUGUGCAAACUUCCCGUAUCUUAUUUUACUUGCGAGUUAUUCCAACAUUUAUGGAGCAUUUGCCAGGUUCCACAUUUAGCAGGGUUGUAGCUCCUGCUAUGUUCUUAUUCAUGGGACAUACAAACGGAAAAGUAACGCAAGCCUCACAUUCUAUGUUUGUGGCUUUUAUAUCUUCGGGGAUGGAUGCUAACGAUGAUGAAAGAAUGUUACUAAAGGAGCAACUUGCUUUCUAUUACUUGCAGAGAUCUUUAGCGGGAUAUCCCGGUGUCACAUCUUUUGAGGGUAUGGCUUCUGGAGUUGUAACCUUAGUUCGGAAUCUUCCUGCUGGAAGUCCAGCUAUAUUUUAUUGUAUCCAUAGUCUUGUAGAAAAAGCAAACAUGCUGUCCACUGACGUUUACUCUCAGGAGGCCGAUAUAUGGAAAAAUUGGCCAGGAGAAUCAGAGCCUUGUAAGAAAAUCUUAGAGUUGCUUUUACGGCUCAUUUCCUUGGUGGAUAUACAAGUGCUACCAAACUUAAUGAAGUUGAUGGCGCAGCUGAUCACUCAGCUACCUAAGGAUGGCCAAAAUGUUGUUCUCAAUGAGUUAUAUGCUCAGGUUGCUGAAUCUGACGAUGUAACUCGGAAGCCCGCCUUAGUUUCUUGGUUGCAGUCGCUAUCCUACCUCUGUUCCCAACAAGUUAGUAGAAUUACAGCUUCCAAAUUCGAUACUCUUCAAGAUCCAUUGAAUGGGGAUGGAACAAAUGCACGACUCUAAAUAAUUAAGGUGCAUAUUUUGAUUGACCUACUUUAUUUCCCUUUAAACUCCUCAUGCAGUUUAUCACGAGACUACUCUGCCACUUAUAAUCUAAAGAAAUAAGUAAAGACCGAACUGACCGAUGCUCGCCUCUAAUUUGAGGUUCUGCUAGUCGUGAGUAUGCAAUGAUUUUGCUGUUGUAUGAUUGCUUAGAAAAUAUCCUUAUUAUAACGACAAUAUCGGCAUAACUUGUUUAUCAGUAGAAACUGUGUUAAUAUUUUGGUUGCUUAAAUCUCUGUUUUGAUUUGAUAUGAUACAUUUGGUUGCUAAAAUCUGGGGUAGUUAACCCAAGGUCCCAAGCUAUGUUAUGGAAGUUAGACUGAAGCUUGAGAUUUGUUGAUGGGCUACAUAUAAUAGCUGCAUAUUCUUCUCACUUCUGCAACUUGCAGUGUAAGACGGAAAACUCGUUACUCUGAUUAGCUGCUUCAGCUGUCUGCCAGUUGAUCCGGCUUAACUAGGUCUAGUCGCGACCCAUGAGAUUGUGCUGUAGUUGGCCUUUACCUUCUGACAGUUAACGGGUUCUUGCUCAAGCUAUUGAAAAAGUUGUGUAAUUUCGAAGAUUGGAUUCUCAUUUUCAGCUUUCCGUCGAGGCUGAUCUCAAUUCUUCUGCAAAAACUUGGUGCCCGAGAAUUUGGAUGUGGCGCUAAAAUUGUAUGCUUAUUCUAUGCGGUACAGGCUGUGAUAUGGCCUUCUGGAUCAAUAGAAGGUGGAUUUUACCUUUGUUAGUUCUGGCAAGUUGUACAUUUAAAAUGUGCUAAAUGAAGUCUAAUAAAUAAAGAUGAACAAUAUGCAUACUUUUGCUGCUGCAUUUUCCAUA
This is a messenger RNA of Mercurialis annua (annual mercury), 3491 nucleotides long. RefSeq lists its product as uncharacterized. The coding region runs from base 170 to 2635 and encodes 821 amino acids. The record is from RefSeq and is a predicted model, not a curated record. The transcript has 5 exons. Lineage: Eukaryota; Viridiplantae; Streptophyta; Magnoliopsida; Malpighiales; Euphorbiaceae.